This is a messenger RNA of Morone saxatilis (striped sea-bass), 1755 nucleotides long. It is a transcript of the gene snx14, whose product is annotated as sorting nexin 14. Gene Ontology annotation, cellular component: late endosome. Gene Ontology annotation, molecular function: phosphatidylinositol-3,5-bisphosphate binding. The record is from RefSeq and is a predicted model, not a curated record. Gene Ontology annotation, biological process: autophagosome maturation. NCBI's taxonomy places the organism in Eukaryota, Metazoa, Chordata, Actinopteri, Moronidae.
UACUUCAGACACCUGCUGAGAGGAGCAGAGUCUCCGGCGAGGAACAACAGGAUCAGCAGAAGCUUCAGUUUGGAAGAGACCAGAAACUUCUCGAAGCGAGGGGAGUCGUUCGGGAUCAGCAGGAUUGGCAGCAAAAUCAAAGGAGUGUUCAAGAGCACCACCAUGGAGGGAGCCAUGCUGCCGCCCAGCGCCAUGAGCGACUUCGACGAUGAUCUGGUGGAGGAGGCGACCGUCGUGAUGGAGGACGACUCCCCCGCCGAGCCGGCCAGCACGCCGGGCAGCCUGAGGAACCUGUUGGCCUGGAGCAUCACCAUCCCCUACAUCGACGUGUACGAGGACGAGGUCAAGAGGGAGAAGAUCCCUGUCUUCUGCAUCGAUGUGGAGCGCAAUGACAGGAAGGAAGUCAGCCAUGAAACUGAGAAGUGGUCGGUCUACAGAAGAUAUCUGGAGUUCUACGUUCUCGAAUCCAAACUCACUGAGUUCCACGGCACGUUUGCAGAUGCACAGCUUCCAUCCAAAAGAAUUAUUGGACCAAAGAAUUGUGAGUUCCUCGCAUCAAAAAGGGAAGAAUUUGAGGAAUAUUUACAGAGACUCCUGCAGCAUCCAGAGCUCAGUAACAGUCAGCUGCUGGCAGACUUCCUGUCUCCGUUCAGCACAGAGUCUCAGUUCCUGGACAGGAUGCUGCCUGAUGUCAACCUGGGAAAAAUUUUCAAGUCUGUUCCUGGGAAGCUGAUAAAAGAGAAAGGACAGAACCUGGAGCCCUUCAUCCAGUCCUUCUUCAACUCCUGCGAGUCGCCCAAACCCAAACCCAGCAGACCUGAGCUGACCAUCCUCAGCCCCUCGGCCGAGAACAAGAAGCUCUUCAGCAACCUGUUCAAGAACAACGCCAACUGGUCCGACAGUUGGGAGAGGAAAUACAACCACAACUACUUCAUGGAGAUGGUCACUGUCGACGGCAUGUAUGACUACAUGAUGUACGUCGGCCGGACGGUCUUCCACAUGUCGGACUGGCUGCACCACAUCCUGGCUGCGGGAAGGAUCCUGCUGAAGAACACGUUCGAGGCCUACAUGGACCAGUACAUGCAGUCCAAACUGGAGCAGGUCCUCCAGGAGCACCACAUGGUCUCCCUCAUCACACAGCUCAGAGACGCCGUGUUCUGUGAGAGCAGCGAGGAGCGAACGGCGGAGGACAAACAGAUCAGAGCCAAGCAGACGUUUGAGGAGAUGAUGAAGUAUUUACCAGACUUUGUGGGAAAGUGCAUCGGCGAGGAGGCGAAAUACGAAGGCGUCCGACGGCUGUUUGACAGUUUCCAGCAGCCUCUCCUCAACAAGCAGAUGACGUACGUCCUGCUGGACAUCGCUGUGCAGGAGCUUUUUCCUGAACUCAGCAAGGGAGCGAAGGACGCGAUGAUCAUAUGAAGCAGACAAUGUACCGAACACUGAAUCCUGGAAGUGCAAUACUCCACUAAAGCUCUGGGACCACCUCCACAUUCCAAUGUACAUGAAUGCACUAAUACACAGAUGUAUAUUUAUUGAUGGCACUACAGAGAGCGCUGUCUGUCGUCUGUUCUUCCACCAACAACAGGAACCAUUACCGACACUUAUUAAACACUGAAGUCUGUCCUGAUGGUUUGAUGGCAGAUUCUCCAGGUUCAGGUUCAAGAGCAGAUGUUAGACAGCUGUUUUCUUUGCUGUGAAACUUAUAAAAACCUCUGAGUCUAUAUGACAAAACAAAGAAAUAAAAACAGUUUAUUA